Nematostella vectensis (starlet sea anemone) is the source of this 6574-nucleotide messenger RNA. RefSeq names its product ELAV-like protein 1-B. Gene Ontology annotation, cellular component: ribonucleoprotein complex. The record is from RefSeq and is a predicted model, not a curated record. Lineage: Eukaryota; Metazoa; Cnidaria; Anthozoa; Actiniaria; Edwardsiidae. The transcript has a single exon. Gene Ontology annotation, molecular function: RNA binding. Bases 2431 to 3501 code for a protein of 356 amino acids.
GUCCGUGCUCAAGUUAGCUCACUCUUAUUCAAAAAGAAGAAAAUAUUUGAUGUGUAAAUUAGACUCAACUCUAAAUAUUUUCAAACUCACAGAAAAUGAAGUAUUUGUUUUUUGAUAAAAAUCAAAUCCAAAUUCAAAAAUAUCAAUAUGCGCACAGUGAAAUCAAUUAUCCUUUGGCUGUUUGUGUUGUAGCAUCAAUGCAAGCUUCGUUAUUUUUUGGGAAGCAUUUUGUUUAAUUUUAUCAUAUAGCCAUAAAUGGACGAUUUUUGUUUUUGUCUGCGUCUUAAGAAUUUAGAAUUUAAAAGAAUUUAGUCAUUUUUUUUUUAAUUCAAAAUCGAACGCCCUAAAACAGGUGCCUUUUCGAGUCGGCAAAGCUCCUCACCAGACAAAGAACUUAAUUUUGGAGUCGGAUAUCCAUUGUUUGCAAGUUCGAGUUCAAGAUAAAUAAUAAAAAAUUCCAGUAAACAAGUGCCAUUUUUCACACAAAUCCACCAAGAAAUGAUAAUGAUAUGUAUAGGCAGUUUGUAGCAGGUGCAUUUGCGAGUUAUAUCUCAGAAGUUCCUGUGCAAAUUCUCUUACGAGUUGACAGUUUUAUUGGUGGAAUAGUAAUAAAAUCGCGGUCGCAAUGCUUUCGCAUCCACGGAUAUUUCGUGCAAAGUGCUUGCCAAACACCAUCUGCUGAACUAUCCCUCGCUCACAUUUAAUUAGAACCAAACGAAAUUUAUUUUUUUGAAUGCAAUGGUAGGUUGCGACAUAGAUUGGAUGCUUAAUGCAAAGGCGCUUAAGUUCGCGAUGGAAAUCUCGCUGAAAUAUUCAUGAGAUACUUAGCGUAAUUUCAACAUGAAACAUGACCGCGCAUAGGGCGCGAGACAAAUAUCCGUUUUCCAACAUAUUUUCAAGGUAGAAAAAGUAUAUAAUUCCGUCUCUUGGCGCGGUUAUCACUGAACACCACAUAAUUUUGUCGGUCUUGGCAAAAAAAAACCCUAGGUGUGCCCAAUAUAAAAUGCGACCGAGGGCACGGCGUUAAAGACCCUUGAAAUGAAUUAGAAAAGCGCUCUAGAACAAGGCCUAAAGACCCCGACACUCAUUAAAUAUGAGAAGCCUACUUUCUUAAAUGCAUAAAAAACAGAGAGUGACUCUCAGCAGUAGUUUUUUUGCGUCUGGAAGGGGGACAUUUAUACUACAAUAUAUAAUGCUCUAGCCAAUGGCACAGUGUUUUCUUAUCGAAGUUAGGCGUUGUGACACCGUGAGCGUGAAGACUGCUAGCCGUGUUGUCUACGUAUCUAUGUAGUGACGAACCCCUGCACUUGUGACAAAAUUGUUCUAAGUUCUUGACAGGUUGUGUCGGAAUCUCCUAAGGCUAAAAAUCAAAAUAUUCGACUGCUUUGACCAAUGGCUGAACAUUCGCCCGAGCACUCUUAUCCAAAUAUCACCAAACGGAAAUAGAAAGACAGCGAUCAUCCGCUAGGAGAAGUCUCCGUGCGUGGCGUAUUUCACCUAAAAAACUGAUAACUUCAAGAAUUGAAAACCCAAUCCCUCUAUUGCCCUCGAGACACGCAAACGCUGUUGUUUAAAAAUGCUUAUAGGUAGCCCUUUCGAGUUUAUUUUGAAAGCACUUUGGGUAUUAUAUUUGAACAAUCGACUGUGAAAUUUGCAUUUGAAUGCAUGGUACAAGAGUAUUGUACGUAAUGUAUCCGCGCUAGGUUCUGUUCUGCAUCCGAUGGUCUGUUUACAUAUCAAACCGCGUCUAAAAAUGAUUUCUGGACUAUUUUAUGAUAUUUUCCUUAAAGUUUUAUUGUAGCCUAAAAUUGCGGACUUUUUUCAUCAGUCAGUAGAACAUUUCCGUCUUCUUUGCGGUGAGUCUACAUAAUGUAGUGUUUGUUGCGGCAUUUAUCGCGCUGUGAGCGUGAGCUUCCGGUUGUCAAGUAAGCGCAAACGCUUCCCCGCCGGUAGCCGCAGGGGAUAAGGUCGCCAAAUUAGAAAAGUAACCCAAAACAACAUAAUGCUCCAAAAAAAUCGAGAAGCGACUAAACAUGAUUUCACAAACGCCGUAUGAAACCUUUUCCUUUAUUCGCUCUCGGGUAAAGGGGAUUGGCAACAGGAAAUAACAACAAUGAAUGAAAUAUAUCAAUAUCUAUGUUUAUACCAUGUAGACUCCCCUAAUAAACAUUUUAGCUCCGAGGGGGGUGGAGAACGUCAAACGUUUGUCAAAAUUCCCUAUAGGGUGGUUGAUUGUAUUGCGGUAUCGAAGGCCUGAGCCACGUGCAAGAUAAAUAAGUUUUUAGCGCGCCAUAUGUGACAGUUCAUUUCUCAUUCGAAUUUUUGACGUUCAGUUACGCUCACGGCUUAUUUCAGUUCAUUUUUGGUGACCCCGUCUCUAAUUUAUUCGUUCGAUUUUCUCAGCUCAGUGAAACUGAGACACUUUCUGUGAUGUUGGACAUGAUGGACGACAAUUCUAAGGCUAUGGCUGAAGAUAUCAACAAUCACGAACCGAUGGAAAAUGGAACUUCAGAUGAAAGAACAAAUCUUAUAAUCAACUACGUGCCUCCGAGUAUGAGCCAAGAGGAUAUCAAAAAAAUAUUUGGGACUGUGGGAAAUGUCACCAGUUGUAAACUCAUCCGCGAUCGAGCAACAGGACAGAGCCUUGGCUACGCGUUCGUAAACUACGAUAAUCCUGACGAUGCGAACAAAGCUGUAAGGGAGAUGAAUGGAGCUCGACUUCAAAAUAAAACCCUGAAAGUGAGCUUCGCGCGACCUUCUUCUACCGAAAUUAAAAACGCGAAUUUAUAUAUCAGCGGUCUACCGAAAGACAUGAAAGAAGAAGAGGUCGAAGCAUUGUUUAAGCCGUUCGGAAAAAUCAUAACUUCUAAAGUUCUGAAAGAUGUGAGCGGCGAAGGUAGGGGCACAGGAUUUGUACGUUUUGACAAGCGCUGUGAAGCUCAAACGGCCAUUGAUGACCUGAAUAAUAAAACAUUACCCGGCACUAAUGUUAAACUCACAGUAAAGUUCGCAAAUCCACCGAAUUCAAGACAGCCAGCUAUGCCGCUUAGUCCGGCGCUAACCAGCCCUCUAGGAAGAGCGCUAACUCCCCAGCGAAACUUCAGUGGAGGGCCGGUUCAUCAUCAGAUGUUGAACAUGAGGUAUUCCCCUAUGACAGCGAGUAGCUUCUCCCCUGCUUGCCAAGCCAAUUGUCACUCACCGAAUAAUUCUUCAAGUAACAGCUACACAAAUCUAUCCGGCCUUACUCCUCAAGGCUGGUGUAUUUUUGUGUACGGGCUUCCUCAAGAAGCUACCCCAUUAUUCCUGUACAAAUUGUUCAGCCCUUACGGUGCGAUCACAAAUAUCGAACUCAAACUGGACAAAGGCUACGGCUUCGUGAACAUGUCCAACUACGAGGAAGCGUGCCAUGCUAUCUGCUGCCUAAAUGGGACCCCACAGCACGGGAAAAUACUCCAGGUUUCCUUCAAAACACCUAAAAACAACAAAUCUCUCCAAAUUUGAGGAACAACCGAAGCUUUCCUUACGGAGAGUUGAAUAAAUGGAUGGCAGAUUUGAACGAACACAGUUCGACUGCCCCCCCUUCAGCCGAGGCCAAACCCUUGAGCCGGCUUUAAAAAUAAACUUUAUGGCUGCUAAACUUUUUUGGUUUAUCUCGUUCAAGGUUUUCGUUUAUUAUUUGACAUUUUUUUUGUUGGUUAGUUUAGCGUUAGGCAAUGUAGUUCAGUUGGGAGUACGUAUAAAAAUGAGUUCGAAUUGUUUGAUCUUUGAUCUUAACUUACAUACCGAGUUGUAUAUUACAUUUAGAUUUUGUCUAUUUCACCCUUCGGUUUCGAGGGUUAUUUCGUUUCGAAUUUGUUCGCCAUCAAAGCGGUAUAUAAUGGCUUUAGUUAAAUAGAGAAAGUCCGAAGAGGAUUAUAGAAAAUUCAUAGAAUAUUUACGUUCAGAGAAAUAUUAUUGGAGUUGAGAAAUUAUUAUUAGUGUUAAUACUAUAUCAGAGAUUAUACUACCAAAUGGCAAGAAAAAUUCACCCCCUUAUGGGUGUCAAAAUGCAGAUAUAAGCUUUCGUUACGAGAUGGCUUUUAUGUUUUCGUGAAGUGAUGACAGAUAUACGUUUCUGCUUUGCUUGUUUACAUUUUCUCGUAUUUUGUGGCGGAAUUUUGUGGCAUAUUUCGCAAAGGCCCUAGAAUUCCUUGGUGACCACUGUAACUUUAAUCUAUUCUUGCUUUGCUUUUAUUAAAUUUCCUUUAAUUUCUAACCAGUUUGUGUUAUUUUGUUCUUUUACGUUUAUGUGUUUCCUUUAUGUUUCAUAUUUUUCUUUCUUCUGUUUACAUCUCACAUUCUCUCUGUUUACUGUGAUUAAUAGCAGGUAUUCGUAGGGAAAAUCCACAUUCAUCGAACGCUUAGAAACAACGUAGUUUCAUCUUGGUAAAACUGAAAUGAAAUGAAAUCACUUUCAGUUUUGGUUUUCACUUUCCAUUGAAUAAAUAUUGUGGUUUUCAGGGUUUCUUAAAACACUGAGGGGGUACAAUAUGCAAAUUUUAUUUUUUUAUUUCAAAUUUGACAUAUAAAAACACCUUUUAGAAAUACUUUAGAAGGUAGGAGGAAUUAGAAAAUCACAGGCUAUGUAGAAUUUUUUUAGUUUAAACUUUGUUCUUUUUAAAAUUUUUUGUUUGAAGAAGAUGAAUGGAAAUUGGAGGAAGAGAAAAUGGAAAAUUUAUGCAUGUGGAGAACAAGAACUCUAGAAUGAAUGGAUUGGACUAAGAGAGUCAUCGCAGGUCGAUUCAAACUCUGAAGAUUGAACGAAUGAAGGAACACAAAUUUAAGGUAAUAAAACCUUUAAAAAUUGAUGAAACAAGCCUCUGAUAUUAUCAUCCAGAUGGGAAAAGAGAUUAAAAAUUAUUUUGAUUUCUUAGUUUAAUUGAAUAUUUUAUAAACCAGACCCCUCCUUCUAUUUCCUAUGCUAGGAGGGCAAUCUUGGUUUUGUGAGAAAAUCUUUAAUUUUCAGUUUGAUAUUUGCCUUUCAAGUGAUGAGUCCCCCUUUGUGUUUCUGCAUUACCCAAUAAUGCAAGGCACAUCAAAGUCUCACGAAGGCUUCAUUUGCUAAUGCAGGUGUUUGUGAGAAAAGAGGAAAAUACAAUAAGACUGAAAAGGAAGUCACACAAACUGAUUCAAAGGACAGAAGAUUUAGUAUUGAGUCCAAAAAACCCCACUCAUUUGAAAUAUAUUGUUUUUAAGCCAAGGUUUGGCAGUGUAUAAUACCAAGCUGAAGUAAAAUAUCAUAAAAGAAAGAGGACUUAAUGCUAUACUUGUGUUUACAAUAUGCUUAAAUUAAUCACUAGUCAAGUGCAAAUUGAAAGAAUUUCAGCUGACCAGUUUUUUUUUUUAGUUGUUUUAGGACUCACUAACAAAAUAAGGGUUCAUUAGAGAAAGCAAGUUUCCUGACCAAACACUAAAUUUGUGUGUAUUUAUUAUUAGAUGAAGGAAGAACAAAAUUGAUUAUCUUCCUAAGAAGCAGCAGGAAAGUAAUUGAAAAUUUGUGAGUGUUUUGUGGGCAAAUAAAAGGUAAAUCCUUUCAUAGAAUGAAGCCACCCAUAGGUUAGUGCGAACUUGAUUAUUUAAGGUGUGCUUAAGAAAGGAUCUUGUCCUGUAAUAUAUUUGUUCUCAAUGUGAGUUAAUGUUUCUCACUGUGAUAGGCAAUUUACUUUGGGCAAAUCAGGUUUAGUUUACAUCAAGAAUGCAUCUAUUUCUUUGGAUUGGACUAACCAUUUGAAAGGUCUUGGAGAGUCCAUUCAAAUGUGAGCUACCAAAAUCAAAUGAUUAAUGAGAAACUUGAAAUAGUUUGCUCCUGACAAUUUCCUACAACAUUUCAAUAUUGGUAUUAAUCAAAAGAUAAGUUGAAUAGUUAUAGUUGCUGCAUAAUUGGCAUUGCUAACCCUUCUAGCUGAAAGCGAUUAUUGUAAAUAGAAAGGAGACAAAUGAAAUUCUAUGCAUUUUAGAAUAUUUUUAUGAUGGUCAUACUUUGGAAAGCAAGGGAUAUAUGCCUUACAACUAGGGUAUAUAUUGUCAACAAAAUUUUAAUAAUUAUAAAGACCCUGGCUAUCUCUCUGAUUGGCUGAUCCUUGGGAUAAUUGACAGCAUGGACUGAUCAAAUGAACUUUGUGCUGUCUGUGAAAAUGUUUACCCUUCAUAUUUCUGCUUGGCUGGCAGGUAGCUUUGUCUCACACACUAAUUGCUGGAGGGUAUUCCUAUUCAUUCACUGUCUGUUAUUUGAUUUAAAUGCUUGAGAGGUUUUCAUUUAGAAGCUAUCACUAUAGACAACUUAAAGUAUAUAGAAGGUUUCUUGGUAUUUUUGUUUAUAAAUUGCUCUUAUUUGAUAUUUUCAUCAAAGAUGCCAAUAAUCAUUUUUAACUCUAUUAAGAUAAUAAACUGAUUAACUCAAAGCCUUCCAUUAAGCCGACUUCUCUCACAAACUUUUAUUAUCACUGAAGUUCACAUGUUAGAAAAGUAGCUUUCAAAGUUUCCCAUCAAGUGAUAAUAUUGAGGUCUUGUGGUUGGUCACAAAACUUUACAAAAA